AUUUUUAGUUUAUUGUUUUAUUAAAUAAGUUGUAUUUUAUAGUAUAUUCAUAGUUAUUUAAUAUAAUUGAUAAGUAGAAAAAAUAUCUCUAUGAAAUUUACAGUUAUAAACUCUUUGUUCGUGUUGUGUACAUGUCAUCAUGACUUCUGAAAUUGAGUCUUUGAAAACAAAUGAAUUUUUACGCCGACGUAAACUCAGACUUCAGCAGGUCCGAGAACAAUCGAAAGAUAUAGCAAAGAAACUUAGACAGCGCGCUAAAGUAGACAAAUUCCGGCAAGAGCUUGACUCAAAAAAGGAGAAGGAAUAUUUACUACAUCAAGAAAAGUUGGUAAAACGAUUAGAGCACUUGUAUGCACAAGGUGUGAAAAGUGUGGGAGAAGGUCACAAAAAAGCUUCAGAAGUCAACAAAAAUGAAGUUUCACCAGACAAAAGAGACUUGUCAAGGGUACGAGGCAAAGAAGCAGCAGCAGAAUUAAGGAAAAGGAGACAGGACAAACUAGAUGAACAAAAGAAACUGCUAGACAGGAAACUAUUGGCAAGAGAAGCUGCUAAUGAAAUUAGUAGGGAAAAAUCAACCAGUGUAGCAAACAAAUUGUUGUCAAAACCGUCUACAAGCAAAGUUACAGGAGAAACUAACCAUGUUGAUGUAGAAAGUAAUGCAAAAGAAAGUCUGAAUGCAGAGCACUCUGAAGUGACCAAGAAUGACAUGGCAACUCAAUGGGACUUCGAAGAAUUGCCCAACGAGUGGGAGCCCAUAAUUCCAGCCCUUUCCUUGCCAAAAGAUGACAAAGAAAGCCUAAAAGAUUCUGCUAAUGCAGCCGAAAGCAAGUCUGAUAAAAGUAAAAAGCUUGAUCUCUUCGCUUUGAGUGCAGAAAUGCCAUCAAGCUUACGAGGUGGCACCACCCAUGUAGCAGCAGAAAGACCUUCAGUUAGACCUUCUUUGACUUUAGUCUCUGAAUAUUUGCAAAGCAGGGCCCUGAGACUGCGAGAAACUGAUACAACAGGCUCCAGCAAAAAACAGCCUGAAAGGCAGCCUGAUGACUUACAGAACUUGAAGCAAACAAUAUUACGUUCCAGGUCUUCGAAGAUUGAAGGAAAAGGAAAUACUGAGAAAUCUACUGCAUCAAGUGGUGUUGACAGUAUUUUAACUAAGAAGAAUUCAGUCACAAUGUACAACCACUCCACUAGAGAUUCCAGAGAGAUGCCUUGCGAAGAUCCUGGGCUUGUAGUAAGAGAUGACCAACAUUAUGAAGAUGCCUACUCACAAGCUCUCAAGGAAACAAAAAUUGACAAUUCUAAAGAGAAGGAACAUCAAAGGAAAUUACAAGAAAUGAGAAGCAAAGUGGCCAUGACCAAACAAACUGUUGAAAAAGAAUACAAUGACACAAUGUCGUUUUUGAAGACUUUGCCUAAAGAAAAGUGCAGCAAGCAUGUGAACAAUGCUCAUAUGGAUGAAAGGCGUCAGCAUAUUUUGAAAGUGAGCCGCCAACAAAAACUUCAACAUGAGUUCAACAAAAUAGAGAAGGAGUGCAGAAGGAAUUGUGCUCAGAAUGCAAAAGCUAGACAGACUACACCAGAAAAGUCAAGACACAAGUCAAAAUCUCCGGCAAAAAACGAUUUUGAUGACGACUUUGACUCCAGAGAUCUACAGUACUCCUGGAUGCCUGUCCCAGAGAGCGACGGGAAUCUGGCCAUUCAUACAAUACCCACUUCGUUGAAGGAAGCCAAAUCUGGCAAUACAGUUAAAUUCAGCAAAGUAGACAGCUACCACGAAUAUAGAUCUCGGCACAAACACACUCCUCCUACUAAAGAUACAAACCCAGAAAGACCAUCCAAGAGGGUUGUUGAAACUGUUUUGAUUCAAAAAGAUGACGAUGAUUCCACAGAUUGCUCAUCCAUUUCAUCUGACACUAGCUCUGUACAAAAUUUAAAUCUAGAGAGAAAGAGAGAGAAACAGCCAGAUGAAACAAUGUCAGAAGCAGAUAGAAUUAUUAUUUACAAGAUCUUGGAAUCGAAAUUAGACAAGAGUGAGAAAAAGAAGAAGAAGCAAAAAUUAAUAAAUGAUGUAUCUAAAGUUUUGAGGUCAAUGAAUAAAGAUAAAUUAAAGAAAACAGAAAAUGAUGAUAAUAACAAUGAAGAAGAAAAACUUAGCAAUUGUGAUGACAGACAGGUGGAAAUAGGUGUUCAAAACACUGUUUCCCUUGAGCAAGUUAAUGAAGGUGUCUAUAAGGUGGUUAAUGAAAAAGGGGACAACAUAACAUCAUUAUACUUCUCGGAUAAACCGCAGCAGACCCGCAAAUUACUGUUGACUGACGAUGACCUCAAGCACGGCCGGCCUUGCUGUUGCAAAAAAGCAAGAACCGACCUGCAGAGUGACAAGGGUACUAAUCUUCACUGCGGGAAUGGCGAUUUAACGGCAAAAAGAAACCCAAAUUGCCUGGGCUGCGAAUGCGGUUGUAAUGCUGACAACGCUGGUGCUAAGCCAAGAGACCACAACACUUCAGAGAUCCAACCUUCGGCUGCUACCUCGACUUCCUCGUUCAAGACAGCUAAAAAUGACAAAGCAUUAGGUGCUCUGCCCGAUGGCGGUUACAUUAAACUUGUUGACGACGACGGCCAAGAAGCUGGAAAGUUCUACAUUGGAGCCAGUGGCUUCCUCAGGGAUGACGCGUAUGAAGUCAUAAUACAACUUCGGAAAAAGGAGUCAGCAAAAAAAGAUAAUGAAAAAGAAACCAGCAAAAAUCCACAGGACGUUCUAGAGAAGGUUGAAGAAACAAAAGAUCAAGAUCUAGUAUCUUCACAAAGUAAAGAAACUUGUUCAGUAAAUGAAAUACCAGAAUUGAUAGAAAUAAAUCCAAAUGACGAAAUUAUAGGUCAAGGCAAACAGGCUGAUAAAAUAUCACCCUUACCAACUCCUUCUAGCAAAAAAACCAAUGAUGGUGCCCCCAAACAUACAGUAACUCAAGUAGAUGGAAAUGACAAUGAACACGUUUCUUCAGAAUCAACUAGUGAGCCUGUUGAUAAAACAGCCAAUUCUAAAAAGUAUGUAGAUAAAGGUGUCUACACAACAUGUCAACUUUCAUAUGCUAUCCCUAGUCAUGUGCCCAAAACAGAUCCUAUCUCUAGACCUGCUACGUCAACGUACACGCAAACUUCGAUUGAGUCUCCAAAUCAGAGGCCGGUGUUCAUGCACAUGAGUUCUUCUACUUCGACAGCGUAUAUGAGUCCCCCUGAGAUGAUCUUGCCGAAAUACCUGAAGCAAGGCUACAAUACCCGCGCUGAAAAAUUGCAAGGAAAGAAUGAAAAUUGCAAGAACGAAAAUUGUAGGAGUAAACGAUGCAAAUGUCAUAAAACAUCAGCUCCAUGCAGAAAAACGGGAAGCGCUCAUAAGAUCUUGACCACUCCUCCUAACACCGCUAGAUACGAAGACGAUAGCAGUGAUAUAUGGGUCCAUGAACUUGACCCCCCAGUGCAAAGAAUCCAUAGCAGGAAAUGCCAUAAGUUCGACACAAAUAACCGUCAGGGUCAUAGUAAAACUAAGAUUAAUGUGCCUAUACCCAAACAUUCAUCACACAACGUAGUAAUGCGUGUUACCUCAAGCACUGCAUCGACAUUCAGAAACAAAAAUAGCAAAAUCCAUAAAUCUGAUUUGAAUCCUGUCAUAAAAAAAUAUAUCAACAGAUUACUAGAACUAAAUAGAGAUGGAAUUAAAGCAAUUGAAGUCGCCAAUCAAGAAUGUAGUUCAGUGACUACUCCAGGAAGUUCUAUUGUAGAAGUGCCAACCAAUAUCAACGAUAAAAAAUUGGAUAUACAACAUAAAAUAUCUUUAGAACAGAUAAAGAAUGAUCUGAAACAGAAAAUAUUGGAGGAAUAUGUUAAAGAAAGUACAUGUAACAAUUCUGUACAAACUUUAGGCAGUAACCUGAAGCCGAGGUCGAGUUUGUAUAAAUUGCCAAAAAAGAGAUCAGUUCAUAAAGUGAAGUCCUUAAAUAUAUCGAAAAGACUUAUAAACACAAAAAAAUCGAAUGAAAGCAAGACUAAGUGCUCUGCAACCAGAAAUAUGAAAUCAAAUCCUAGCACUUCGUCUCCGUCAUCUGCUAGAGAAGUGUUUAAAAAACCGGACUCUUUACCUAAUAAAACGAAGUCACGCAGCAAAAGUUCACCUACUCCUAGGCAGUAUCCAAAUUUUGAAUUUCCACAGAAAAGUUCUAAAGUAGACUCGCAGGAUUCGACGCCAACUGAUAUCGCUGUUAAAACGAAUCGUAGCGGCAGUAGAAAUAAAGUGCAGCAUAUUAAUCGAAAUCAGUCAAAAUCAAGCGAAUUAAUUUUGCCUUUUAACAAAUCUACCACCACUUCUCCAGAAUCGGAGACGAAUAUGCGGAAACGCCCUAAAUCAGAUGAAGUUGCUGCAAAUAUAUCCACACAAACCAGUCAAGAUCUUGAUGGAGAAAUAAAUCUUAUGAAAUUAGCAGAAGACAAGUUACAAAAUAUGGAAAAAAUUGCUGAUUUGACGGAAAAAUGCACAAAAAGAUUAUCCAACCUUGCCAAAGUAUUGGAAGAAGUCCGAAGAAACAAAUCAUUAGCUUACAGUCAAAUAUCAACAUCGGAUACUGCAUCUGACUCUGAACAAAAACCCGCCAAAAGUAGUCACGAUUCCAAACAAUUUGAUUCAAAACCUGAAUUGCCUGAUAAAAUUGAUCCGAAGUUUUCGAGUCUAUCCUCUGAGAACCAUGAUAGCAAAGAUCUGUCAGACACAUCUGAAUAUAUACCUUUUUUGACAAAUAUUCCUAAACCUACUGAAUUUAAAUACCCUGCUCAACCAAUCCCUGAAAACCAUACCAAUAUAAAAACUAAGCCGUUGGGAAAUUCGAACAUAGAUAAUUUGGUUGGGAAAAAUAGAGGAAAGCCGCCUCCUGCACUAUCUCGAAUUCAUUUAAAAAACGGACAAGACAUCGUUCCUCAUGAGCUUUCGACAGUGGUCGAAGUUGAUUCUCCUAUGAGUGUAAAACUGAAGAACCAAUCAUCACGUAAUAAUACUAAUUAUGACGUGCCAGAUUCGUCAUUUAAUAACAAUGUCAGCAAGAGCCAGAAGGAAAAUGAGGAACUGGUGACGAUUCCCACUGAUACAGAAUAUCAAGUUAAUCCUGAUUUAUUACAAAGCAAUAACAUGAACGUAAAUGUUCCUAAACAAUCCAUCAAAAGAAUAUCAUCGACUGAUUCUUCGGAUGAUUCCAAGGCACAAAUGAUGGAUUUGAAACAGUUUAAUGAAUUAAUGCUUAAGCCAUUUAUAAGUAUUCAAGAAUUUGCAAAACAAUGUGAUAUCGGGGCGUUAGAUGACGGGUCCAAUCUGGAAGACAAUCCAAAAGAUGAUUUGAUAAAUGACGAAAUGAGUUCAUUGCAUUCUGAUGGAAGUUUGCCAGAUGUAAUUGCAGAGUUGUUAAAACGAAAUAUAAUUACUGAACCAUUUAAAUUUGAUACUGUAAACUCAACUACUGUUUCUUCAGAGUCUACACUGUCGGUCUUGGCACUGUCAAAAGUCCGAAAAGAAAAGAAAAAAUCGAGUGUAGUAUUUCAAAAUAAAGAAAAUGUAUCUGAAACAUCUGAUUCGUUAAGUAUAUCUUCGAAUCCCGAUCUGGAAAAUGCUUUUAAAAAACUGGGAAUGGGCUGGGCGUCUUCGACGCUAAAGAAAACCAAGGAGCGUUUAGCUUUGUCCUCUUCUUCAAAUACGUCAAGCUCGAGUUUAUCGCAGUUCAAAUUGAAAGGGUUGAACAAUCAAGACAUUCCAGCAUUGGUUACUGAUUCCAUGUCAUCGGCGACUAAAAUCUCAAAAAGGCCACAGCAAGAUAAGCAUACAUCUGAAAUUUCUAAGAAUGCUGAACAGCAAACAUCCUUCAUGAAUUCGAUGACCGUCAAAGAAUUCUUGACGAAUGAACUUGCCAAAAAAAUUACGUUUACAAAUAAGUCGCACAGAAACGACACUGAGGAGGAAUUUGUGUCUCUGUUCGAGACAAAGAUUCCUGAAGAAAUGAAGCAUUUGUCUCAAACUAUACGCGAAGAGCGUUCAAUGGAUAGUUUGCCAAGUGGGCAUAACCGCGCGCGAACUUCCACGCCAGUGCAGCUAUUUAAAUCUAUGACUUACCAUUCGAGCUCCAGCUCUAACAUGUCGAAUGGUCUAUUCAGUAACGCAGACGACCUGUCUUCGGUGAAAGUAACUUCCAACUCCAUACGUAAUCAUUCCACUUCAGAUAAGGACGACUUGACCAUUCCUAAUUGUAGUCUAAAGAGGAAAGGUGCCUCGGAUUGUAGCAAAAGCGAGUGAUUUGUUUUUGUCAAAUUAUUUAUUUUUAUAUUUGUGAAGAUUGAGAAGUUGACUUUUUUUUUGUAUAUUUGUGUUUAA
This is a messenger RNA of Ostrinia furnacalis (Asian corn borer), 6397 nucleotides long. RefSeq names its product anastral spindle 1 (gene ana1). The record is from RefSeq and is a predicted model, not a curated record. NCBI's taxonomy places the organism in Eukaryota, Metazoa, Arthropoda, Insecta, Lepidoptera, Crambidae. The coding region runs from base 140 to 6319 and encodes 2059 amino acids. The transcript has 11 exons.